Molecule: messenger RNA, 2444 nt
Organism: Vitrella brassicaformis
Lineage: Eukaryota; Vitrellaceae
Source: the annotation of a GenBank genome assembly
UCAUGCCGUCUUGCCGCGGACAGUUUCGGUUCCAUCCUGCAUCCUGACGUAGCUGACGUUGGUCGUCAUGUGUGUGUGGUCCAUUGCAGUACGGUACACGGCGGCCGGCGAGAACUGAUCGUGUUCAUGGUGGGAGGUCAGGAGGUGCUCGUUGAGGUGCUCCACGUCGAUGGAAUACUCCCUCGCCCUCGGGGGCCGGCCGCGAAGGGAGCUGGGUGAGGACGUGAAGGCCAGCGCGUCGGGCGAUUUCGCGACUCUCGGUGAGGCGUGGAUGGAGUCUGUGCGUGGCUUGACGUGGCUGAGGAAGUCGGCUUCAUUCCUAGGAACCAGGAAUACGAGGGGGGUGUAGAGGAUCAGGGCGAAUAAGUAGAUCAGAGCGGUAAUCAUGAAGGUGAAACGACUGCAUCCACAGCGUCGACAGAAGGCAAUCCAUGUCUUCUUUUCGUGUGUACGUCAGUCAGGGUGGCCUACUAGUCGUGGGAGUCAGCGAGCCGGCCACCGAUGAAGGCACUGCCAGCCCAUGUCAUGUACGUCAGCGACUCUAUGGCAUUCCUGUAGACACCCAUCACACACCCAUAUAUUGGGAAAAAAGACCAUGCUCACAUCCCCACCAAGUCACAAUACAUCUCGAUGCUCACCACUUGCCCCGGUGCUAUGAUGGCGUGUAGUCCAUCAGAAUGGACCGGUCUAGGGGGUUGCAUGCAUUGGUGAAGGCACCGCGCACCAGGAAGAGCACUAUGAGGAAGGGGAGAUGGUAAACUCGUGACAUGAGAAACAGACACAGGCAGCCCGCCAGUUGGUGGAGGAGGCUUGCGUGGGCCCGGCCCAUCUUGGUGCUGAGCUUCUGCGCGAGCUGCAUCCACAGGCCGAUACAGAGGGGGUAGACGGCCGUCAGAAUGCACACGUGCAUGGGCGUGAAGCUGCAUAAAGACAGACAGACAGACAGAGAGGUAAGCAUGGAAGCGAACACAUACAGCCUUUGUAUACAGCAGCGGGCACUGAGUGACGCAGCGUCAACUCCUCCCCCUGGUGAGUGAGGCCGUCCCCUCACCUACCCGUAGUCGUUUUUGAAGAAGAGCGGAAAGUAUUUCACUGUCAUGCCGCCACCGACGGACGUGAUGAAGUCGCAAACGGCGCUGCAGGCACAAAUGAAUCAGACAAAGGAAACCCACACAUGCACGGGCGAGCAAGCCGCAUAUCACUACUGCCCUCUGUCUUCCUCACCAGAUGUAAGGGAUGCACCGCUGUGCCGGCGUCGGGUGCUUGAGCAGCUCAGAAUCGUCCACAUCUUCCUGGUCGGCAUCGCCCGCUCCUCCGGCUGCUGCAGCAGCAGCUACAGCAGCCGCUGCGCCUCCCUCUCCGUUAAUCGUGAUGGCCUGGCUUUCGUCGCUGCCUCCCCCAUCACCCGCACUCCCAGCCCUCUGCUUGACACCCGUCGUAUCACUCGCCGAUGCAAAUGUGGAGCCGGUCGUGCCAUUCAUCGAAAUGCUUGAUGUCGCCUCUCGACUUCCAUUUGCGGCUUCCGCGGCGCCCUUGACCCAUGGCCGUGGGUGUCGGAAGAACCAGUUGAAGAUGCCCCACAGCGGGGCGAAGACGAUGGUGCCAAUGACGAGGGGUAUGUGGCAGAUGGACAGCGACCACCGAUCCCCAAAUGCCAGGAAGAAAAACACCAUCAUCCCCGGGCCCGCCCCCAGCCACACAGUGGCGAGGAUGCCCUUGUACGUGAAGAGCUUCGACCGCUCGCCGCGGUCCACACUGACGACAACAAAUUGACGAGGCUUCAACGACGAACGAGGGGAGGCAGGGGAUGACAUGUCGACUCACCUGUCGGCGAAGAUGGCCUCCGUUGCGGACGAAACCUCAGCGAAAACGCCCCACAGAAGCAGAUUGAAGUAGAUGAGGUAGAUUGAGUCGGUCAGGAGUGCGUAAGCUCCACUGAUGCUGGCCACAAGCAGUCCAACGCUGCUCACCUUGGUGAGCAACGUCCUGUCCAGCCUGUCCACCAGCAGCCCCCUGGCACCGCACACACUAGUGACGUCAGACCGCUGAUGGACUCGCCGAAACCAACCGCUGACACACACACACGACACAAACGACACGUUUGUCUGCGUCGUCUUUGUAUGCCCAGUGCUCUGUGUGUGUGUGUGUGUGUGUGUGCUUGCCUCGGUUGGCCUUGGCCUCGCCCCACAUUCUGCUCGACAGCAGAUAAAGGUAGGUAUCUGAUCGUCCGUCAAUGCAGUGCAACACACGACAGAAUUAAAGACGUCAGGUGCUCCGCUCAUGCAUCGUGAGAUUUCGUGUCCUGACCGACCGAAGAUGCCUCCUUGUGCUGUUGCAUAGUAGAGGGUGCAGAAGGCGGACGAGGCAAACAUCAGCCUGACAUUGAGUCGUCUGUUCCUGGCGUACAGCUCCGCCCGGGAGAACGAAGCUGCCAGGGGAAGCAU